AUGUCUCUCUUACUCGACCUUCCUGCAGAACUAUUGCUCCGCGUUACAGAGUACUCAACUUUCGAUUCGUACAAAUCCCUCAGCUUGACCAAUUCGCGCUUGCACAAGUUUCUGGAACCAGUGUUGUUCGCUUGUCUCAAGGUCAUCAACCGUAAAGAGGACGAAGACGUUCUCAAAGCCGUGAUCGAGAAGUAUGGGCGACAUGUCGCGAAGCUAAAUUUCGAUCUUCACCUACUCCCCGACAUGGAUGACGGAAAUUCAUUGAACGAAAGUGAAGGCUCUCUAGGAAAUCAAGACAACAGUUCUCAGCUGAAUUGCCUGACGCUUCUCGCGAAAGAGGUACUUGGUGGCCAGCUAUGCCACAACGUGUCUGAUAUCAAGUUCACUGUCAUAGCGGCAGACAACUUCGACGGCACCUAUUGGGACGAAGGAGGGACGAUUUACAUGCACGCAGAACCCGAGAUGGCAGAUGAUGUCUUCGAGGAGGAGCAAAAUGCUUCCUGGCGCGGCACCAUGAAUGAAGCAUAUCAGGCACUCGCCACAAGGGAGGGCGUGAAAACACUCAGACUUUGCGAGGUUGUUCCAAGAGAAUGCUCGACUUUUUACACACAGACAUGGCGAGCCUUCCUUCACAAUAUCAAGGACUUCAACAUCAAGCUCUGGGGAGGCGACAACGGCGCUGGGUGGCAUUCUAAUACUCAACCAGGCUACGAUGACUUCAUUCUGAAAAUGGAUCAGUUCUUCUUCGGACACCUCGAUUCUGCUGAACGUGUAACAUUCAUCGCAGACGACCAGAAUCCCAUUGGUAUGGAGCCGAACUUCCAUCACUCUCCGACACCUAUCCGGCAUGACGCUAUGCCGAAGCUCAAACAUCUCGUCAUGGAAAACUUCUUCAUCGAUCCCGCGCUUGCAAAUCUGAUCAAGAGCCAUAGCCAGCAGCUCGAGUCGCUCACACUGAAAAAUUGCUUUGGAAGCCCUGACAUCUCCACCGCCCACCCCUACACCUGGGCAGAAUUCCUCAGAACGAUCCAAGACACCAAACCCAUCCUCCAAUCCCUCACCAUCACCAAUGUCCGUGCUCCCCUAACCAGAGAAGAAGAGUUCUGGCGCGCAUACGCCGAAGACGAAGCGGCACCAUUUCAGCCUCGCGAAGAAGAAGCUACAGAAAUUCUACGCAUUCGCGAGAGAUUGCGUAAUGAUCCGAAAUUGCGAGUGUGGCCUUAUGUCUAUCUCGAUGAUAAGUAUGGAAUGGUUUUUCACGAUGAGGAUGAAAAUGUGACGGCUUUUGAGGCGGGGGCAGAUCAGAGGGAGUAUGAGGUUUUGAUGAGGGUUGUAAAUGCGAAUCGGAAAACACGUGAGAGGGUGUGA
Messenger RNA from Cercospora beticola, 1368 nucleotides. RefSeq lists its product as uncharacterized. NCBI's taxonomy places the organism in Eukaryota, Fungi, Ascomycota, Dothideomycetes, Mycosphaerellales, Mycosphaerellaceae. The record is from RefSeq and is a predicted model, not a curated record.